AGGCUCUCAGCCUGUCUCAGCUGAAACCACGCCGUUUUUCCUUCAGCGAAGGUUGCUUGCGAAGGAUUCGCAGGACAGCCCGCGGAAUGCAGUGCUUCACCUGCACCAGCACAGUCUCGGGCAUGCCCAUCAAGAUUAGUGCCAAGACACCUUCGCAGCCUGAGCCUUUGCCCACCAAGAACGAUAAGAACGACCGGCGCGGGGAGUGGCGAGACUACGAUGCGGACUUCGACGACUAUGAUCCCCGCACGGCGCCACUUGCACCGCCGCCGGUAGACAAGAACGCGCUGCUCCGGCGGCAGGCCUUGCACCUGCGCAGUCGGGCGGCGCGGGUGGAUACUUGCCCGGCGAUCCUGCAGCACUAUGUCGCAGUGGCAGAGGAGUUGGAAGCUGCUGCGCGGCCCUGGAAGGAGUUCAAACACAGGCGAACGGCAUCCGCGCAGUCCACGGUGUCCACCGUGGUACCAGAAGACAACAUCUCAGACAGUGAAGAGGAGGAGGACGAGGUCCCUCAGGAGGUCCGCGGUUGCACGGACAUCCGACAGUUUGCGAAGAAGGCCUUGCCAGGACUUCCUUGCUCCAGGACCUCGAUGCCCGCCCGUCUCGCCCCGCCCGUGUUGGGACCGCUCUAGUUGCAAGACUCACCAAUGCGGCCCAUGUGGCGGUUUGGAUGUGCCGGAGGGGACCUCCAACAUCCUUGGCAGGUCUGACCCAAGCACUGUGCUCCCCCUUUUGGAUGC
Messenger RNA from Effrenium voratum, 740 nucleotides. The record is from the annotation of a GenBank genome assembly. NCBI's taxonomy places the organism in Eukaryota, Dinophyceae, Suessiales, Symbiodiniaceae.